This is a messenger RNA of Aspergillus welwitschiae, 1266 nucleotides long. RefSeq lists its product as uncharacterized. The coding region runs from base 1 to 1266 and encodes 421 amino acids. NCBI's taxonomy places the organism in Eukaryota, Fungi, Ascomycota, Eurotiomycetes, Eurotiales, Aspergillaceae. The record is from RefSeq and is a predicted model, not a curated record. The transcript has a single exon.
AUGGCCACUGCCAGACGGUCUGAGGAGCCCGAUCGGCCUGAGACAGACCUGGAGUCCUCUCAAGACGAAUCGUCAGAGUCGGAGCGAUCUUACGGCUGCGAGUCAUUCUUUAUUACGCGCGAAGAAUACCAUGAUGUCUUGAUGCAUUGCAACGCCAUGCAGCUCAAUCCAUCCCUCCGUCGAUGCAUUCCUGAUCUCGUCCACGAAAAGUUCGAGAUGCUACACGCUACGAUCUACAAUUGGACCUACACUUGGACACGAUGUGACUCAAUGUCAGAUCUUUCACGGGCCGACAAGCAGGCAAUCGUUGCCAGCCUUGAUGGCUACUGUGUCCAGGAGGACUGGGAUACCAUUCAUGCUCUCCUUCCCCCUGCCACUCAAGAGCAUAUGGGCCCUGUUCUAGCUGAAACCAUGCUGUGGCAGUACAUCUGUAACAAAUUUAUCGACACCCCUUUCUGGUUUGUGGAUGGAAAGAUCAGCCCCACAGAUGCCAACGGCGAUCCUCAGUUCCACCAAAGACUUCAGUAUUUUUACGACAGAUUCCGGAAAUCAGACGCCCUCAACGCAGCUUGGUGGAAAUCGAUCACUGUCACCGAAGCUAACGCCCGCAGCAUUAUCGACAAACCUAGCACGGAGCUGUCAAAGGACACCAACGCCCGGCGCCCGAUAAUCCUCAAAGACCUUACCGAGGAAUUGCUUGAGCGCCAGGUUUUCCAGCUUCUUCUCAGCCCGCUGGAGGAUGAAGCAGAGAUCACUCGGCGUAACAGUGCCCUUCAGGCGCUUCUCGAGUCCGCCGCGGAUUUUAUCAUUUACACUGAGGGUGGAAUGUUCGGCAACAGCAACGUCGACCGGCUUCCCGAUCUGCCCGCCUUCCACUAUGAUUCGGAAACUAUGACACCGCAUUCGCACCACUUCACCAGUUAUUGGCGCACGCCGAGGUUCGCGCCUCUCGCGGGGGGGCGAGUUCUGAUCGUGACUCGCCCGAGCUUAUCCUACACCGAUAUGAGAUCUUACGGUCCACGUUACAAAAUUCCUCAUCACCGAGUUUUCAAGGCGGAAGUGUUCGUGGAGAGGAAAAGACCGAGGACGAGGCAGGCCUCACGGACUGGGUCUGUAGGCGGUGCAGCAAAAGCAGUGGAAACAACUACGGAAAGGCCAACCAAGAGACCAGGGAGACGGGGCGCAAAGUCUGGCGGGUCUAAGAAGAGAAAGGUGCCACUGGGAGAGCAGCUGCCGCCUCUGAGGGAGUCAUUCUGGCGCCAGUGA